ACCAUACUAGAUACUCAUACUCUUUGUUGCAUAUAAACCCCCAUAUCUUCCAUCAUAAUCACCCAUUCAUCAUCCUAUCUUCCUUCCUUCCUUCCUUCCUCAACGACAAAAUAGGAUUUUACGAAAACAGAGGAUUUCGCAAGAUCUGUUGGCGAAUUAGGGUUUGAAAUUGUGGAAGUUUCUUGAAGAAUUAACAAUGGCGGCGACAUCAGGCAAUUUAAAAGUUUUAAAUGCUCUUGAUGGCGCCAAAACACAGUGGUAUCAUUUCACUGCAAUAGUGAUUGCAGGAAUGGGUUUCUUUACCGACGCCUAUGAUCUGUUUUGUAUCUCUUUAGUGACCAAAAUGCUUGGUCGCAUUUACUACACGAAACUCGACUCGCCCAAGCCCGGAAGCCUACCGCCGAAUGUAUCGGCUAUGGUUAACGGGGUCGCACUCGUUGGGACGCUAGCGGGCCAGUUGUUUUUCGGGUGGCUUGGUGAUAAGCUUGGAAGGAAGAAAGUGUAUGGGAUCACACUUAUGUUGAUGUGUCUAUGUUCCAUCGCUUCGGGUUUGUCGUUUGGGAGCUCGCCCAAGACGGUUAUGACUACGCUUUGUUUCUUUCGGUUUUGGCUCGGGUUUGGGAUUGGGGGAGAUUACCCGCUGUCCGCCACGAUAAUGUCCGAGUACUCGAAUAAGAAAACUCGUGGCGGGUUUAUUGCUGCGGUUUUCGCAAUGCAGGGGUUUGGGAUUUUAGCGGGAGGCGUGUUCGCGAUUAUCAUGUCGUCGGUGUUUAAUUCGCGGUAUGAGGCUCCACCGUAUGAGGUUGAUCCGGUGAAGUCGACGGUUCCCGAAGCGGAUUACGUGUGGCGGAUUAUUCUGAUGGUUGGGGCGGUCCCGGCUCUCAUGACCUUUUACUCGAGGUCUAAGAUGCCAGAAACCGCCCGUUACACUGCCCUGGUGGCGAAAAACGCCACCAAGGCGGCUUCGGAUAUGUCAAAAAUAUUAAAUAUGGAAAUCGAGUCCGAACAACAAAAGGUUGAUGGGAAGUCCAACAACGGUUACGGUCUCUUUAGCCGCGAGUUCUUAAAACGACACGGGCUACACUUGCUUGGAACCACCAGCACUUGGUUUCUACUCGAUAUCGCGUUCUACAGUCAAAAUCUAUUCCAGAAGGACAUAUUCAGUGCAAUAGGUUGGAUCCCACCCGCGAAAACAAUGAAUGCCAUUGAAGAAGUAUACAGAAUCGCGCGAGCACAAACGCUUAUCGCUCUUUGCAGUACUGUUCCUGGAUACUGGUUCACCGUCUUCUUGAUUGAUAGAAUGGGACGAUUCAAGAUUCAACUACUCGGUUUCUCAAUGAUGACAAUCUUUAUGUUCGCGUUAGCAUUCCCUUACAACCACUGGACCCGACCCGAAAACAAUAUAUCGUUCGUGGUGAUGUACUCGUUCACUUUCUUCUUUGCCAAUUUCGGGCCUAACACCACCACUUUCGUGGUCCCAGCAGAGAUCUUCCCGGCUAGAGUUCGGUCUACCUGCCAUGGUAUCUCAGCAGCAUCGGGGAAACUCGGUGCAAUGGUGGGUGCUUUCGGCUUCUUGUAUCUGGCUCAAAAUCAAGAUCCGGCCAAAACAGAUGCGGGUUACCCAGCAGGUAUUGGAGUGAAGAAUUCGCUUAUCGUGUUGGGCGUGAUCAAUUUUUUGGGAACUUUGUGUACUUUCAUGGUGCCUGAAUCGAAAGGGAAGUCACUAGAGGAAAUGACGGGUGAAAACAACGAUUCACAGCCUUAAAUAGAGUCGUAUGUAUCGGACUACAAUUAGUCAGUUCAUCGUUACGAGCUCAUUUAGAUGUUUAAGUAAUAAUGUUGUUAUCGUUUUACUUGGUUUACUUGUAAUGAGCUUAUUCGGAGCUUAUUCGGUUUGUAUGUUUUAAUCUCUGUUGUGUCAAACACAUACAUUUUAAAAACACUUGGCUAAGAAAAAAACAUGUCAAAUGGAUUGAAUGUGACACAAGGAAA
This is a messenger RNA of Helianthus annuus (common sunflower), 1992 nucleotides long. Its product is annotated as probable inorganic phosphate transporter 1-7. Lineage: Eukaryota; Viridiplantae; Streptophyta; Magnoliopsida; Asterales; Asteraceae. Gene Ontology annotation, biological process: phosphate ion transport; transmembrane transport. Gene Ontology annotation, molecular function: phosphate transmembrane transporter activity. Bases 197 to 1765 code for a protein of 522 amino acids. Gene Ontology annotation, cellular component: membrane. The transcript has 2 exons. The record is from RefSeq and is a predicted model, not a curated record.